This is a messenger RNA of Penicillium argentinense, 1881 nucleotides long. RefSeq lists its product as uncharacterized. Lineage: Eukaryota; Fungi; Ascomycota; Eurotiomycetes; Eurotiales; Aspergillaceae. The transcript is spliced from 6 exons. Bases 1 to 1881 code for a protein of 626 amino acids. The record is from RefSeq and is a predicted model, not a curated record.
AUGAGGGCCGAAGUGAACCAGCGACUCUUCAACCCUACCUCGGCAAUCGGGGACAUCACGCGGAUUCUGAAGUUGACUAAGGAAAUCAAACAUCUAAAACACAAGAUCGAGGAUGCAACCGGAUCGGCCUCGGCACAGUCAGAAGAUGAGGAACCAAAAUACAAGAUGGUCUAUCGAUCCAUGCUAGUCCCGGAUACGCCGUGGUCUGAUCUUGGUCAUAUUGCAGAAGAUUCCUAUGUCAGGGCCUUGAAGCAAACUCUACACGGUAUGGCUGACGGACCUCCACGAGGGACUUUUCAAGACAACCAGAUGAAGGCGACCAUGUCAUACGUUAUGUCCUUCGCGAAUUCCUACUUUGGCAGGCCGACGAGGAAGCACUGUGGAAAGCACAGAACGGCAAUAUUGAUCCCUUUCUUCGCAGCGUUCCCUGGAGUUUUGGAAGACGUGACUAAAUUCUUCGAAUUAAUGGGAAGAUCGGAUAUGCUCCAUUUUGUGCGCGACGCAGUUUCUGACUACGUUGUAUCGUGUGACGAAUCUGGUACUCCUGAUGAAGCAUCUGCUGUUAUACUAGGCGGCCCAGUUGUCACGGAUCAGAAACGGCAGGCUAUGACAGCCCACGGAUGGGAUAUACUAUACAGCUAUUUUAUCGACCUUGUUCACCGGACAACCAUCGAAGAGUUCUGGUUUGGGUUCGAGGAUUUGCUGCGCAUCCAGCGCCUUAUCGCACUAGAGACAAUCCCGUUGUCAUUUGGUCGGAUGACAAAAGAUGAACCGGCCGCAGAACGAUUGGCCCAAGAGCUUGUCAAUCGCGUUAAUCGGUUUGUGGUUGUUGUCUACGACAUGGAGGGCUUUCCAAAAUUCUUCUCGCAAAAUGACAAAGACGAAGAAGAUCCUUGGGUUACUCCUCUGCUGGCCGGUGGUCCUGCUGCCCAGGUGCUUUUGGAGAAGGCGAUCCGAGCCUCCAUCCCAGACGAAGAACAGAACCGGUGGGUGCAAUGCAUUACCGAUGAGGACUCACUACACCUGGAUCCCAAUAUUGAUGUCCUUCGAUAUGAAUCGGAAGGCAAUCGAACGCGUGCUAGGGAUGUGUUGGAGAAGCAGCCGAACUUUUUCCGUGGUCUUCGCAAGAAGAAACUCUUUCAUCGAGAAUCGCGGACUAUAUUGAAAAUUCUCUUUGACAUGGAACAAAACAAGGUAAUCACUAUGCUCAAGUCGGCUGAGCCGCUACCUGGGUAUCCCAUCUUGCUACAAGGGACAGACAUAUGUUUAGAUCUCUAUAUCAGCUAUGACUUCAAGCCUUCGACUGAGAGGGCACUAUUGAACCAUAGCCCACCAGUAGAGCGAUAUUCGGACGUUUUCUUCGAUUUUUCGAAAACGAUCCAGGCCGACCACCCCAAAUACUUCCCGGCUCUUCCCUCAGCGGAAGGACAUAUUUCCAAGUGGAAUGCAUUGGCUUUUGAUACGCCGUUUUCUUCUCAAAUGUGGCAGAAUCAUAUCAAUACCGUGCUCAAUGACAGGCUUUCGUUUGCUUGCUUCUGUCAGACUACCUUUGUCGUGUCAGCCAACGAUGUGAGCAGUGCAAAGACAAACCUUAAGGCUUUGCUCGCGGUGAUCAAGGAGCACGAUUGGAAGAUCUCGGUCCCAGGGCCCGAGGAGUGGACCACCGAUAUUGAUAGCUUAGACCUUUGGACCAUGUGGCAGGGACAAAACAACCAGCAAGUUAUCGCUAAAGAAGAUGGGCGACUGGGGCGACUGUGGAUGAAGAUACCCCGCAACCCAAAGUACCCAACUGCAGUGGAGGGGAACCUGCAUGGUGGAGUCGCGAAGAUCAGAAGCCACAUGUCGGUUAGUGGCUGUUCUGAGGCUCUCGCAGACUUCUAG